GUUUGGUCGCGUUCUUGCGUGGAUUUGCUUGCUGUUCGUUGCUGGUUCGAUUUUGAACAUGUUUGUUGCUGCUGCUGCUGCUUGUCUUGUGUGCCAGGCUUGCUUUCGCUAGAACGGCUCCUGUAGUAACUCGCGUGUUUUGUCGCGUGCGUGAAAUUCUACCCUCUACAUCAUACUGAGCAUCGGGGGGGUUUGUCCCGCGGUUUGCUAGUAUAGGUGGUUUUGUUUUCGUGUUCGGUGUGGCACAAGGUAACUCUUGUUCUGUUGAUUGCUGUAAGCAUAAAAACGGGUCACUCAUUUCCGCAAACAAACCUGUGCUACUGUGAAUGCUGUGAGUUAUCAUCGUGACCAAGACUAUCACAAAGGGGGCCAGCCAGAGCAUAGCUAUCGCAAGUGAGUGGCGUGUUGUGUUGUGUUGUGAUGUGAUGAUGCUGCGUGUGCAUCUCUGACGCGAGAGUGCAAGUAGUCAGUCGGAGGAGUGUCAAGUGUGUGACCUGUGGGUUUGGAGGCCGGAACGGAACGAGUCGAAAGGAUUGGGUAGGAUUUGCAGCAGUAGGAAGACGUGCCACAGUUAGCUGGAUACAAACUUUCUGUUUCCGUGUCUUGUUCAAUUCUAUCAGUAUCGCCAUUUAUAUUUGUUCAGCCCACAGAACAUCUACUAAAGGACUAAGUUUUUCCAAUUCUCGUUUGAUUUUCCGCGGAACGGUGACGUAAAAUUUGUGCGCGUGUGAAAAUUCCAUGAAUCACAAUCGGACUCUGUUUUGACGGGGGAAGUCAAUAAAUCUUGUCGCGAAUUUACCCCCAAAGAAGAUUUUCCCGGCAGUGGUCUGGUUUUUAUAUGCAACUGUGAAUACCCCAGUUGACAAAUGAAAGGAUCAGAUUCUUGGAAGUUCAUCGUAUCUCCUGAAAUUUAUGGAAAAAAGUUUUAAAUCUAGCCUCCAAAAGUCAUAGUCGGAGAGCAGAAAAGUGCAUGAAUCGGAAAAAUCGAUAAAAUUUUAUUGCACCUCAAAACCGACAGCAUUCCGACAGCCCCUCGAAGGUUUGGGCUUUUGUUGUUGUUUUUCCUGUUCCUGGUGCAGAAACCGAUGAAUAAAAAGCGGUGAAACUCUGAAAUCAAGUUAAUUCUUGACCAAUUAAUCAUUUGCGGUUUCCUCCACAUCGCUGCGCUAAGCUUUCAUUUGGUUCUCUAUCCUAAGUUGUACAACAACGAAUUGUUCUGAAUUCGUUAAACCAGUUUUGUGUUCGUUCGUUCGUUUUGCUCGGUUCGCUCGUAGAGAUGGAAAAUCAGGAAUACCAAAAUAAAAAAUAAAAGAAAACAACAGUGCAAAUCGUACAACCUUCUCGUGGAAGCAAAAAAAAAAACAAAAAAUAUAUUCAAGUACCAAGUAAUUCGGAAAAGAAGUAUACAAUAAGAAGAAAUACAAUCUAGCAUAAGCAGCAAAUAUGAUCAAGUAUCUAACGCACAAACUUCGCACACAAUCAAUCAACGAUGAAAAUCCGGUCAAUGAGAAGAUCGACGGUCACGAUUCGGGAACGGAGUCCGAUGGUGAUUUGGACCAGGAAGAUGAUUUGGUUCAGGAGCACGACAUGGAGCUAAGUUUGAGCUCCCGACAGGACACGGUGUCCCCUACUGAUACGGCUUGUUCGUCAGAAUCUCCGGCUUUCCUGGCAGGGCCGGCCUCACAUCUGCUGAUGUACGAUCAGAACAGUUCCGAGGAGGAGCUGGAAGUCAUCAAUGGUGGGGGUGGGAUUCUGGAGGGUGGCAGUUCUUCGGCAGCCGGAAAUGAUGCCGGUGGAGGAGCCAGUUCCGGAAAUGAUGGCGGGGGUGCAAGUGCUCGAUCCACAGCCAGUGAAGGGGGCCUUCGAUCGGCCGAGAGUAGUGAAAGUGUCCUAUCCGCCAUUGCUGCCACCAGUAGUGGGGGUGGUGGUAAUCGGUGUAGUAGUUUAGUGGGGAUUCGAGCUCCCAGUGUAACAAGUGAUAGCGAGGAAGGAUUGGAGGACGAGCUGGAAGAGGAACUGUGUUUAGUGUCGGAAUCUCCGGUGCCCAUUGGAGGGGGUCCUCUGAGGCCAGUUGCCAUUACACCCAGUAGAGGGGGGCCAGUUGGAAACCUUCUAGGGGGACACGGUCCAUCAAUGAUGAAUGCAUCUGUCGGCGGUGUUUCUACUAGCAGUGGUGCUACCAGUAAACAGCAGCAGCGGUGUAGUUCCAACAAUCUGCUAGAGAAACGGAAAAGAUCAUUAGCGCACAGUUCUGAUGAUGAGGUCCGGCAGCUUCUUGAGCAGCAGCAUAACCACUAUCAUCAUCAUCAUCAUCACCUGCACCACCAGCAACCGCUGAUGUCGGCACCGCCGGUGAACUUCCGCACCUCUCCGCCCCUGGAGGCACUGAAACCGCACAACCGGGGAGGAGCCGGCGUCCUCAGUUGUAUCCUGCAACGCUCGACGACUCCGCUGAUCCUGACCGAAAGUGGGCGGGGCCUGGAACACAUCAGAAUAUCAUCGUCCUCGUCGAUCUCGUCAACCGCAUCGUCCCUGUCGUCCCUCGGGGGAACCGGAAACGGUGCCGGUAGUAGUGGCCUCUUCGGAGCCGGACUGCCAAGCAGCUGUGAUAGUCCUUUGGCCGUGUUGGUCAACAGCCAUCAUCAACAUCAACAACAUCAUCAACAUCUUCAUCAGUCAUCGCAGAAUAGUAACAACAACAACAACAAUCUAGCACUGUUAAGUACAACUUCAAAUACAACCAAUAUGACUCCCACCGGAAAUGGUGGCAGUUGCACAACGUCAAACCCAUCAACGUCGACGUCACCGAUGCCGAUGCCCCUGGGGACACUGGUCCAGAACACGUCGGCGGCUGCCAUCGGUGCUUCCGGUGGGGGUGGAGGUGGAAUGGAGAUCAGCCGCUCGGUCAGUCCCCCGGCGAAGGUUUUCCACUGUGCGGUUUCACCCCGGCGAAGGCAAACCGGACGCCAUCAGCAGAGUCGGCUCCAGAGACCCCACAGGCCAUGUCUCGAUUUUGACAAAAUGCAGCAACUCAAGGCCCGCUCGGUGACCACGUGGCGUCCGCACGGCAGCGACCAUCACCACUCGACCAGCGGGGAACUGUCCGUCUUCUGCUGGUGAUGAUGAGCCAACGACGAACGGGUGCGGUAGUGGAAUGGAGAUGAUGGUGAUCCCUCCUCCUGACGACCGCUUCAACGUUUGUCCUACUGAUGGUAGUGAGCAGUAGCAACCCCGAUCGAGGAAGAAGGAUUUCUGAGGAUAAGCGCUGAUCCAAGUAUCGUCAAGCGAAAUGAAAGGAAGGAAAACAAGAGGAAGUGACUGGAUUUUAUAUUUAUCAGUGAUUUUUUCUGUUUUGAAAUCUUAAAAAGGUGAAAUAGUAGUCAACGUGUCAAAAUCGGAAAAAAUCUAGUAGAAGAUUGUGAACCAAGUAGUAGAAAUCAAGUGUAAUGCUUAGCGUGUGAAAAUGUUCCCAAUGAUGAUCGCGGAUCAAAUCCCCACGUUGAUAUUGGGGAAAAUAAUCCAUUUUCCGAAUAUAAUUUGUUACUAGCUUGUAAGCAACCCAUGUGAAUAGUUAUUAUUUCAUUUAAAAAAACCACACUGUGCAAACUAUGAACUAAUUUGAAAUAAGCGUUUUUGUGAUUUUACCAUUUAGUAGCAUUUUAUUAAGUUUUGAAAAAAAGGAGAAUGUUUCCUUAACAACAUAGAUUGUAACAACGUAAGAGUGAAGUUCUAAUCGUUGAGUAAGCUGAAGGCUUAAGUAUGAAAAAUACCAAAAGAUCAAACUGACAAAACAGAGAAUGCGUACAAAUUUUAAACCGAUCCAGAGUUGUUGAUUCAUCAUCGUGAUCGAAGUGAUCGAACUUGAUUGGUAGAAAUAAAUGAUUUAAGCGAUUGAGGGACCUUUCGAAGGUCGUUUCCCAAAAAAUUGGUGUCUGUCGAUAUUCGAAACGUGUUAAAGUGUAAGGACACUAACUUCGUGUUUUGCUCAGGGAAUGUUAAAAGACUUGGUAAGUUGGUUGAAAUCUCCCCUGGCUGUGAAAAUUAAAACCUUCAAAUGGCAAUAGUCUCUAAGGAUUAGGUGGCUUGGAAAGGUUAAAAAAAAUCUUCAGCACUUAAUUGAAUUGUUUUUUUUUUAUCAAAACUGGUCCAGAUUUUUUCACUUUUUUAAAUUCUAGGAGUGUCAAUUUAAUACAUACUCAUGACAAAAACCUUAGUAUCAUUUCAGUGAGACUGAAAUCGCCGAAAAACAUUUUCAACAUAGCCGGAUCAGUCGAUUGGAAAUUUUAAGAUUCUGUAAAGUUUUAAUUUUUUGUUACUAAUCCAUAUUUUGAGGUUAAGUCUUUAUUAACAAAAUUUUUAAAUCAUAUUUUGAGUUCAGAAAUUCUAAUCUAUUAAUCUCCAGCAAGCCACUGGAUCAUUUGAGCCAGUUCAAUAUCGAAGAACUUGAGUUCGGAAGUCUCGAAAAAAAAAAGUAUAUAACUGCUUAAUCUGCCAUACUUUCAUUAGUUACGAUGUUAUUGUUAUCACGAGAAAAAACUGCCAUAGACCAUCUUAUCUGUCGUUGAUCGUAUCUGAUACCUGAUGUUGAACAGAAAUUCUCUCAUAAGCUUCCCGAAUCCCGAAAGGUUAAAGAAAAUGAGCUACAAAAGUUCACCGUGUUGAUGAAAUCCAACUCAACGAUCAAUGCCAGAAGCAGUCAACUUCGAAUAUUAAAAAAACAAGUAAAACGAUACGCAUAAACUUACGACAAAGAAAUAAGAAAAAAAUACAUUACAAAUCGAUACUAGCGAAAUAAUGAAAAACAACCAUCAGUACAACUAAUUUAACAACACGAUUAGUAGGUUAAACUCAAAUGCGCAAAUCUCGACAACCGGAAACAAGCAUUCAACACAGACGUUAAAACAAAAACAAGCAAAGUUUCUAAAUUUUCACCGUUAUCAAAAGCUACGUUAAACGAACAAUGUUAGGUUAUGUGCAGAACACACGAUUACACUUAUUCUAUUUUACCGAAUCAUAGUAAAAGUAAAACAAAUAAUGAUUAUUACAACAUACACAUGCUCAUACAAAUUGUAAAACCAAUAGCAGUAGAAAGAAGGAAAAAAAAACACACAAUCAAGCAUAAAUCUGAAUAGGCGGUGGAAGAAGGUGGAAGUCCAAUUUUGAUUGCCAUGAUCGCAUGCGGCCAUCUUUAAAAGGUUAUGAUUUCGAGUGCCCGAUCAACAUUGAGUUCAGAUGUAUAUUUAAAUAAAAAUUGAACGUUGAAUCCUUUAUCAGUUAAUCGUUUUCUAAAUUGAGACUUCACUUUUUCAAUAUCGUUUGUUUUGAUUUGAAACUAUGAAGUUGAACUAACAAUAUUUGUUUUACCUCAUCCGAUUUUCUUUGUUAACUUUUUGAGUUUAGAAUUUAAUGAAAUCCAAUAUCUUUUAUACCAAGAAUAUCGCGAAAAAAAUGAUUCAUGACAAAGUCGUGGGCGAACUCAGUUUGAACAUAAAGGCGAAAAAAAAGACUUGACAAUUUUAUAAUGAUAUAUAAGAAAAAAAACAAAACAUUAAAACAAAAAUCUUUGAUUGGCAAAAUCGUGGCACGGAUCAAAACACAAAUCGAUAGAAAAACAUUAUAAACAAAUGAAAACUAAUAAUGAAAUCAACCAUUUACUACAUAUUGCACAUACUCACAGUCACACCAUAGAAAAUCAUGAUCGAAACUAAUCUAUACAAAACAAUUUUGAUAUCCAUAGCGCUUCGGCGGAAGUCGAGAGAGAUACUUUCAAUAAGUAGUUGGAAAACAAAAAAAAAAACAAAUGAUUAAAAAACAGUUCGAACUGAUAGAGAGAGGUGUAAAAUUUAACAAAAGAAUGCAAACAGCUGCUAUGAAGAGAAAAAAAAGACAAGACACAAAUUAUUAAUUAUAUGAGCAUUAGUAGUGAACUCAAUUUGAAAUUUAGGAAUAAAUUGAAACAAAAGAAAAUAAAGAAUUCACUUUAAAAACAAAAACACAUUGUAAAGUCGAAUUUUAACCGUUUUUAUUUGAAAUUGAUCGGCUUCCCAAACGAAGAUAAGAAGCUAAAUGAGGGUCGGAAAUUUGGCAAAGAAAUGAAGUUAUCGGUGUCGUAAAAAUCGGAUUGCAUUCCACUUAGAGAGCGUAACACGGGAAUUCAUACGAAAAAAUUAAUUGAUCGAAAAUAAUUGGAUUGUAAUCGAUGGAUUAUUAUCGCUGGGGAAGUGAUGGAGAUAUGUGGAAACCAAUAUGAUAUGAUAAUUAUACACAUCUCAACAGAAAAAUAAAUAAAACGGAUUCAGAUGGACGGAACUUCAAUUCUCUAGCACUCGGAUGAGUGAUCUAAAAUUUUGAUUUCGAUUUUGUUAAACUGUUCUAUCAACCGACUUGAUUUGAGAAAAAAAAGAUAAAAGACAAACAUACAUGAAAUAAAAUUUGCUGAAAUGUGAAUCGAAAUUGAAACCAUUCAA
This is a messenger RNA of Uranotaenia lowii, 6467 nucleotides long. Its product is annotated as protein lingerer-like. Bases 1444 to 3120 code for a protein of 558 amino acids. The record is from RefSeq and is a predicted model, not a curated record. The transcript is spliced from 5 exons. NCBI's taxonomy places the organism in Eukaryota, Metazoa, Arthropoda, Insecta, Diptera, Culicidae.